AUGGGCUGGUAUACACACGUUUACAUCUUUAUAAGAGAGCUCAAGAAGUCGAAACCCAUAUUAGGACAGAUCUUAUCCAUAUCAUUGAACUUAACGUUGGUAAUCCAGGUUUUCUUUAUACUGCUUAGUGUUUAUAUAUAUGGCGAGCACAUUGCGGGCCAUUUCAUUCGAAACUCUAUUCAGAGUACUUUCUACAUGAUGAUCUACUUAUCUCUUGUUUCCAUGACGGCGCUCUGCUUACUUGUAACUGUUUUGACACCUGUAGCAAGGGUGCCACAGACUUACAGAGUAUCGGACGUAAACGACAAACAACUGAAAUCGCUUACAGCCCAGAUUGAUGGGAAAUUUGUGAGAGAAAAGUCUUCCAAGGAAAAUAUUCAAAAGCAAGUAGCUCUGUUGGAUAUGUUGGCAAAUGAGAGGAAACUGAUAAUGGUUGAAGGAAGUCGUUGUGGUGGUUACAAGUAUUGCUACGAUUGCCAACAUCUAAAACCAGACCGAUCGAAACAUUGCCGAUCCUGCGGACAUUGCGUUCUUCGGUAUGAUCAUCACUGUCCAUAUAUCAACAAGUGCAUUAACCAUCAUAAUUACAAAAGUUUUUGUCUCUACAUAUUCUAUAGCUGUCUGUCUGUUGUCUGGUUUUUUCUCUCAUCCAGUGAGUGUGUUCUGCGUUUCAUCAUUUACUCGGAUUGGGAAAAUGAUAUGAAUUCUAUGAUUUGGAUCAUAUCAGCUCUGAUCCCUGUUUCCAUAAUUGGUUUCUCUGUUUAUGCUGAUCUCUUGUUCUACCAUUACUACCUCAUACAAAACAAUUCGACAACUGCUGAGGAAGCAAGCUCCUUCCAUAUGAGACUUGAUGUUUCAAUAUCAUAUGAUAUCGGUAAAGAGGAGAACUUUAGUCAAACGUUCGGGUGGGGCCUGUGGUUCUUCCCGCUCUGGACGAGCCUGGAAGAUGGCCUACACUAUGAGAUUAAAAAUUCACCGCUAGCAAAGUAUCAAGUUAAGCGAGUAGUCUGUGACAAGGAGAACACCAUUCAUUGA
Auanema sp. JU1783 is the source of this 1035-nucleotide messenger RNA. Lineage: Eukaryota; Metazoa; Nematoda; Chromadorea; Rhabditida; Rhabditidae. The record is from the annotation of a GenBank genome assembly.